This is a messenger RNA of Prunus armeniaca (apricot), 300 nucleotides long. NCBI's taxonomy places the organism in Eukaryota, Viridiplantae, Streptophyta, Magnoliopsida, Rosales, Rosaceae. The record is from the annotation of a GenBank genome assembly.
AUGAAGUUUGUUUCAUCUGCUGAGACAGAACCAACCAGCACGACAACAAUUUCUGAGGAUUCAAAGUCAGGUCGAGGGGGGAAAGGAUGUGGCCCUGCACAUACUGAGAUGCAGUCCUACAUUGGUGUGUUGGCACGCUCCAGAGUCCCACUUGUGGACAAGAAAUGGGCUGAAAUCCCCAAGGAUAUAAAGGAGCAGAUUUGGGAAGCCGUUGACAUGGCUUUUGUGGUAGGUCAAGGGGGCAAGACCUCGUGUUAUCUUCUGCUGCCAAGAAAUGGAAGGAUUUCAAGUCUACACUGA